ACCAUAUCAUAUGACACUGUACCCGCUGACAGUACUUCCGCCCUCUCCCGCCAACGUCAGCCCAUCGUCUCCAGAAUGCCUCCAGCCGCCUCAUUCUCCCCCGGCGACGCCGUCGAGAUCGCAUCAAACGACGACGGGUUCCGCGGCUCGUGGUUCACCGGCAUCGUCAUCCGCCUCCUCUCUGCUCCAUCCUCCUCAGGCCGCCGCAAGACCGCUGGCAAAGCCACCCUUAGGUACCUAAUUCAGUUCGACACGCUCUUCGAGGACGAGGCCGGGACCAAACGGCUGAUGGAGGAGGUCGAUGAGUAUCAGAUGAGGCCCCUGCCUCCUCGCGAGCCGAGGAGAGCGUUCAAGCUCGGGGAGGAGGUGGAUGCGUACUACAACGACGGCUGGUGGGAGGGCUCGAUCACGGCGGAGCUGGGCAGCGGGAAGUUCGAAGUCUACUUUAGGGCUUCAAAGGAGUCUAUACAGUUCAAGAGCGAGAGCUUGAGGCUCCACCGUGAGUGGACCAAUAACGCUUGGUUCCCUCCUUUCGAUGAGGAAAAGAGAGGGUCAGCAGCAGUGGAGGCUAAGGUUGCUGGAACAACGAACCAGAGAUUCAAGAAAGGGGCAUUGGUUGAGGUGAGUAGCGAUGAAGAUGGGUUUCGUGGUGCCUGGUUCUCUGCAAAGAUUGAUAAGGAGAUUUCAAAGGGAAAGUACCUAGUACAGUACCAAAACUUCAGAAACGAUGAUGAUACAAACUUCCUAUUGGAAGAAAUUGAUGCUCUGCACAUAAGGCCUCGUCCUCCCCAAACUAAAGCAAGUGGUGAUUUCAAGUUGCUCGAUGAAGUAGAUGCUUUGUACAAUGACGGAUGGUGGGUAGGCGUGGUCUCUAAAGUUCUCAAAAAUUCGAGAUUUUUUGUCUACUUCAGAGAUACCAAUGAGGAAUUGGAGUUUAGCGGAUCCGAGUUAAGACCACACCAGGAGUGGAUCGGCGGCAAAUGGAUUAUCGCCUCACAGUCUUUGAAGUUGUAAGUGCCUGUCAAAUGAGGUGGUCCUUCCAGCACUUUGCCUUGCCUGCAUUUUCUGCUAAGCGAAUAUCGGCCCGACUUUACUAUAGCCAGCAGAAGCAAUGUCGAAGUGGGGACAGGAGUUUAUGAUGUUGUGGUUUUCCUUAUCUUUCUAGGUACAUUGCUUUAUUACAUAUUCCAAAUUUAACUUCUACAAUUGCUUCCUAGUUUAGUUGCUAGUUCAUUUUCAUUGAGAAGGAAGUCCGAUCUUUCUUGUCGUGCUGCUUGGUUCAAAGUUUAGGUCGUGCGGUGGUUGCUUGCUUGCUAAUUCAUAUGUUUGAAUGAACUUCGCUGACUCGGUCCUCAAAUGAAUGCCUCUUGGGACAAUCCUAAA
Molecule: messenger RNA, 1383 nt
Organism: Punica granatum (pomegranate)
Lineage: Eukaryota; Viridiplantae; Streptophyta; Magnoliopsida; Myrtales; Lythraceae
Source: RefSeq, a predicted model, not a curated record